AUGCACUACCUACCCAUCAUCCUCUUCUCCUUCCUACUCCUGCCACGUGGUGCCACCUCAAUCGAAUGUUAUUCCGGUUCACAACUCCAAGUCAUCAAUUGCCCAUCAAUGUCAUGUAUCAAACAAACCCUCGGAUUGGAUACGGUUCGCUACUGCGAUGGCACUGGUGUCUCGUCCAUCUGUCAAACCUACCGAAUCGUAGAGACUUGUGAUACAAUUCCGAAUUUAGGAUAUAUUUGCUGUUGCGGUGGCGAUUUGUAUGCUGCAAAAAAUCAAGUAACACCAGAAAUCCGCCGUCAAUGUUUGAUGAAACUUGCUUCAGUUUGUUCAAUUGGAGAAACCGCUGAGCCUAUCCGGCAGAAGGUUGAAGAGCUCAAGGCGUUUCAAAUAAGUAUAAUCAUGCUACCGCCAAGCUCAAGGACAGAAGAAGAAAGUCUCCAAAAAUCGAAAUAAAGUUCAAAUAUCAAUUUUUUCAGAAAGUG
This is a messenger RNA of Caenorhabditis elegans, 482 nucleotides long. It is a transcript of the gene Y38H6A.5, whose product is annotated as UPAR/Ly6 domain-containing protein. The transcript has 4 exons. The coding region runs from base 1 to 453 and encodes 150 amino acids. The record is from RefSeq and is marked reviewed. NCBI's taxonomy places the organism in Eukaryota, Metazoa, Nematoda, Chromadorea, Rhabditida, Rhabditidae.